AAAAAAAUGCCAUAGGCAUCGGCUUGAGAAUCAACAUUUAUAAUUACACAAAAAUUCAUAAUGUUCAAGCGCAGUCUUAGCCAACUGGAUAAGUUGCCCAAGUUGCAGGUGGCCGAGUGGCUAAGCGGGAUUGACACCAUAAUCUGCGGCACUGAUGGGGUUCUGUGGCAGGAAAACAAUCCUAUCGAUGGGUCCAUGGAGGCUUUUAAUGCCUUUACGGCCAAAGGAAAGAGAUGUUUGAUGGUGACCAACGACUGCUGCCUAACAUCAUCGGAUUUGAUCCAAAAGGCCAAGUGCAUGGGCUUCAAAGCUCAGGACCAGGACAUACUCAGUUCGGCGGGUUCCAUAUCGAGCUAUCUUACCGAUAGAAAGUUCAAGAAGAAGGUACUUGUUUUGGGUGGCAAUGGCAUUUGCAAGGAGCUGCAAAAAGCUGGCUUCUGCUCCGUGGUUGUCGAUCAACGGCCUGAUGGCCGGAACAGAUUUGACUUCGUCAUGAACCUGGUACUCGAUCCGGACGUGGGUGCUGUUCUGGUGGGCAGAAACGACUCCUUGAGGUCCAACCAAUUGAUCGUGGCCUGCAACUACCUGCAAGACCCCAAAGUAUUGUUUCUGACUACUUGUACGGAUGCGUUCCUGGCAUUUGGCAAGCGGAGAAUUCCGGACGCCGGCACCGUAGCAGCAGCCAUCCAGGUGAUUGUGAAUCGCAUGCCAACCGUCUUGGGCAAACCUAAUCCCCGAAUCUUGGGCAAACUGCUCGAGUCCGGCGAAAUUAAGCCGGAAAGAACGCUCGUCAUUGGAAGCUCGUUAAGGGCGGACAUUGCAUUUGCCAAUAUCUGUGGUUUUCAUUCAUUACUGGUGGGCCAAGACAAUGGAGCUUUAGAAGAAGCGGAAAAUAUAAAAAAAGAGGGUAACGAGAAAAAGAUGAAACUUGUUCCAGAUACAUUUUUGCCCAGCUUGGCUCCUAUUCUGGAGCUUUUGAGCAUCGAAGUCAAACCGGGCCAGAAAAGUGAUAAGAAACCUCAAGAAACCGUGGGCGGCUCAGGAAAGCAGAAGAAACAAUCAGAAAAGUAAUAAUUACGAUAAAAUUCAAAUUUAAAUAAAGGCGCUCAAUUCGAA
Molecule: messenger RNA, 1116 nt
Organism: Drosophila elegans
Lineage: Eukaryota; Metazoa; Arthropoda; Insecta; Diptera; Drosophilidae
Product: glycerol-3-phosphate phosphatase
Exons: 2
Coding region: 61-1071 (336 amino acids)
Cellular component (GO): cytoplasm
Molecular function (GO): phosphatase activity
Source: RefSeq, a predicted model, not a curated record